UAGAUUUCUCACUUCCAUCGAAUUAUUUAUUAUUCUGCUCACACUUGGGCUUUUGUUAUUAACGCAAAAGUCAAUUACAUACAGUCGUACAAUUGGAAACAAGACUAAAGGUCUUGGCAGGUGAUACACCAUGGCAGCACAGGUUACCGAUGUGUUGAAGAAUUUGAAAGGUAGGUAAAAUCACCCUUGGCGGAAGUCUCCGCUAUUAUUUGGUCAUUCAUGGGAACUUUGAAUUAACAAGCUAUCUAGUGAAGGAUCCUAAUUCUGUAAUUGAGUCUGCAGCGGAGGCCAAAUCAAAUGGGAACACGCAAGCCGACGCCGAAGAUUCGGAUGAUGAGGAAGAGGAACCCGUAAAUGGGGAAGGUGCAGGGGAAGGAGGAGCGAAGAAGAAGAGGAAGAGGAAGAAGAAGCCAAAGAAGAAGGCUGAAGCCAAUCCUAAAGUUCAAUCGUCACCUCCACGAGUUCUUCUAUCGAAUUUAUUUCCAAGCGGCGAAUACCCUGUUGGAGAGGAAGUCGAAUAUAGAGACGAGAAUAAUUAUCGAACAACUAGCGAAGAGAAACGUUAUUUGGAUCGCAUGAACAAUGAUUUCUUACAAGAGUAUCGACAGGGUGCCGAGAUCCACAGACAGGUCAGACAAUAUGCUAAAGCCAAUAUUAAACCUGGGCAAACCUUGACCGAAAUUGCGGAAGGGAUUGAGGAUAGUGUGAGAGCUUUGACUGGUCACCCAGGAUUGGAGGAGGGAGAUAAUAUCAAGGGGGGUGUCGCUUUCCCAACUGGUGUCAACCUGGAUCAUAUCGCCGCUCAUUACAGUCCGAACGCCGGAAACAAGACCGUUUUGGCCUAUGAGAAUGUUAUGAAGGUCGAUUUUGGAGUACACAUUAAUGGUAGAAUUGUGGAUAGUGCUUUUACUAUCGCUUUCGAUCCCAUGUAUGACAACCUUCUUGAGGCGGUUAAGCAAGCUACCAACACCGGAAUUAAGGAAGCUGGAAUCGAUGCGAGAUUGGGAGAAAUUGGCGAGCACAUUCAGGAGACGAUGGAGAGUUACGAGGUUGAGAUUAAGGGUCAAACUUAUCAAGUUAAACCAAUCAGAAACUUAAACGGGCACGAUAUUCUACAAUGGAAGAUCCAUGGAGGAAAGAGUGUUCCAAUUGUCAAGAGCAAUGAUCAAACCAAGAUGGAAGAAGGAGAGGUUUUCGCUAUCGAAACUUUCGGAAGUACCGGAAAUGGUUAUGUUCGAGACGAUGUAAGUGUUUGUAUUAUACUCCGGGUCGCAAUUACUAAUCAUGUAUAGCUUGAAUGUUCUCAUUACGCUAAGGUCGCUGAUGCUCCUAACGUUCCAUUACGUAUCGCUUCAGCAGGCAAACUUCUUAAUGUUAUCAAUAAGAACUUUGGUACAUUACCGUUCUGUAGAAGAUAUUUGGAUCGCUUGGGUCAAGAUAAGUACCUACUCGGAGUAAGUCUCUUGUCAAUUUACACUUCUAGUAUAACAUCUGAUAAGAAACAGUUAAACGCAUUAGUCUCCCAUGGCAUAGUACAAGAUUAUCCCCCACUAGUCGACAAAAAGGGUUCAUACACUGCCCAAUUUGAACAUGUAAGCUCUUCCCGCUAUCUCUAGAAUACCCACUAACAACAAAUAGACAAUCGUGCUCCGACCAAACUGCAAAGAGGUGAUUAGUCGCGGUGAUGAUUACUAGUGAUGUUAAGCUACUAGAAGAUAUGAGUUCUAUGAUUUCAGUUUUCGCAUUGCAUGCAUGAUGAUGGAAAAAUGGAAUGGGCAUAGAUUUUGCGGCGUUGGGGAUAUUUUGUACUUUAACUUUGUGCUGGGGAUAUCUAUUUCCCUUCCAAAAAUGAUUUUUGAACCAUG
Molecule: messenger RNA, 1865 nt
Organism: Sclerotinia trifoliorum
Lineage: Eukaryota; Fungi; Ascomycota; Leotiomycetes; Helotiales; Sclerotiniaceae
Source: the annotation of a GenBank genome assembly